AGGUUAAGAACCUGAAGCGGAAGAAGGUCCUCCCCCUCCUCCAAGUCAUGGCGACGAAGAGAAGCGAAAAAGCCAGUAGUAAAGAAGCAGAGACGAAGAGCAAGGAACUCAAAGAUAGCGAGAUAUUCGCAUCAUGCUCUUUCUCCAGCCUCGGCCUCCAAGUCUCCUUAUGCGACCAGCUCCGAGAAAGGAUGGGCUUCGAAGUCCCGACCCUGGUACAGGCCCAAGCGAUUCCGGUUAUUCUCUCCGGGCGUCACGUACUUGUGAAUGCUGCUACUGGGACGGGCAAAACGGUGGCGUACUUGGCUCCGAUUAUUCAUCACUUGCAGGGGGACCAACCUCGUGUUCAGCGCUCUGAUGGAACUUUUGCGUUGGUCCUUGUACCAACGCGGGAGCUAUGCAUGCAGGUUUAUGAAAUUUUGCAGAAGUUAUUGCACCGAUUUCAUUGGAUUGUCCCGGGUUAUAUAACGGGUGGUGAAAACAGGUCAAAGGAGAAAGCCAGGCUGCGCAAAGGCAUAUCUAUUCUUGUUGCAACUCCUGGGCGCCUUUUGGACCACUUAAAGAAUACAACAUCCUUCUUGCACACUAAUUUGCGUUGGAUAAUCUUUGACGAAGCAGAUAGGAUUUUGGAAUUAGGAUUUGGGAAAGAAAUAAAGGAAAUACUAGAUCUUUUGGGUUCCAGGAAAAAGGGCCAUGUUGGCAAGGAGAAUGAUGAUUCAUAUAAUUCUAAACCUCAGAGGCAGAAUGUGUUAUUAUCAGCUACCUUAAAUGAAAAAGUAAAUCAUCUUGCUAAAAUUAGUUUAGAGAAUCCUGUUAUGAUUGGCCUUGAUGACAAGAAGAUACAGCCGGUAUUAUCAUUUAAAGGUUUGGGAUCUAACGUGAAUGAUGAAUUUGAAUAUCCUGUUAAAUCCACGAGCUCUUCAAUUGGAGAUUUCCGGGUUCCAGAUCAAUUAGUUCAGAGAUAUGUGAAAGUACCCUGUGGCUCACGGCUUGCUGUACUUCUUUCCAUUCUAAAGCAUCUUUUUGAGAGAGGAACAAGCCAAAAGAUUGUGGUAUUCUUUUCAACAUGCGAUGCAGUAGAUUUUCACUAUUAUCUGUUAAGUGCAUUCAAGUUCUCGGCUCAUUCACAACCAGAUGAAGAACUAAGACAGAUGUUAGUUCGUUGCAAAACUUUUCGAUUACAUGGGAAUAUGAAGCAGGAGGAUAGAAGAACCACGUUUCAGGCUUUCAAAACAGAAAAAUUGUCUCUUCUCUUGUCCACAGAUAUUGCUGCUAGAGGCUUGGAUUUUCCAGAAGUUAGAUUUAUCAUACAAUAUGAUUCUCCAGGAGAGGCUACAGAAUAUGUGCAUAGAGUUGGAAGAACUGCUCGCUUGGGUGAAAGAGGAGAUUCAUUGUUGUUUUUGCAACCAGUUGAAAUGGAUUAUUUACUGGACCUGGAGAAACAUGGCAUAUCACUAACUGAGUAUCCCCUCCUUAAAGUGUUGGAUAGUUUUCCAUUGUACAAUGAGAAGAACUAUGUCAAGAAGGUUCUGACUUUAGAGUUUCAUCCCUGGGUGCUACUUGUGCAGAAGGCACUUGAAUCAUUUAUCCUAUCCGAGCCUACGAUCAAGAACCUAGCCAAGAACGCAUUUUGCUCCUGGGUACGUGCAUACACUGCCCAUCGUGGUGAGCUGAAAAGAAUUUUUAUGCUGAAGAAACUUCACUUGGGGCAUGUCGCAAAGAGCUUUGCAUUGAAAGAACAACCCUCCUUAGUUGGACAGUCAUUCCAAAAGCAAACAAAGAAGAGAAAGAGAGAUGAAAAGCAAAGGGGGCUGUCGAAAAAGAGGAAGUUUGUGCGUAAAACAUGAAUGCUGAAUAUCAAGCAGCAACAAUGUGAAUCGGUUGUUGAGGGGGGAUGCUGCUGCUGCUUAUUAAAGCUAUGCUGGUAAAUUGUUUAUAGCUUUUACAUUGUCUAGGUAGCAGACGAUGGCUAAACGAAUGGAAGCUGGGAGUGAGGGAAUUGAAUAGGUCAAUGCUUUUGAGUGGUUCAUUUGCAGCGGGCCAAAGCAAUUGCAUAUGCCAAAGGUAUUGUUCUUAGUUCAGGAAUGAUUUGAGGGUCAUGUAGUUCUACUGUAGUUUAGGAGCUUGUAUUGAGAUUUGGUGAUUAAAGUUUUGACACACAAACAGAGAAUAUAAAGGCAUUUUGUUUGUGAA
Molecule: messenger RNA, 2193 nt
Organism: Corylus avellana
Lineage: Eukaryota; Viridiplantae; Streptophyta; Magnoliopsida; Fagales; Betulaceae
Product: P-loop containing nucleoside triphosphate hydrolases superfamily protein
Molecular function (GO): ATP binding; RNA helicase activity; nucleic acid binding
Source: RefSeq, a predicted model, not a curated record